UUUUUUACCACUUUUCUACCCAGAACUCCCAAACACGAUGCAAGAAGACCGGAGGGGUGUAUCAAAACACACCAACAAAUGGAGAGUUUGGUGGUAGAAGAGCUGCAGAGAAAAUCGAUCAAGUGGGCUAAAGUAAUCGAAGAGAUAGUGAGACUGGAGAAGAAGAUCUUCCCAAAACACGAAUCGCUUUCUAGAUCCUUCGACGACGAACUCAAGAAGAAAAACUGUGGAUUGCUUUACUCUGUCGUCGACGGAGAAAUUGCAGGCUAUGUCAUGUAUUCAUGGCCUUCUUCACUGUGCGCCUCCAUUACAAAACUUGCAGUGAAGGAGAACUGUAGGAGGCUAGGCCAUGGAGAGGCACUGCUGAAAACAGCAAUUCAGAAAAACAGAGCUAGAAAUGUCCACCGCAUAUCACUCCAUGUCGAUCCCUUGAGAGUUCCAGCCGUGAAUCUCUACAAGAAACUUGGUUUCCAAAUUGACAGCCUCAUAGAAGGUUACUACUCUUCUGACCGAAAUGCCUAUAGAAUGUACUUGGAUUUUGACACCCAUUAGUGGACGCUACUGAAAGCAUCGUUCAAAUUCUUCCACCAAGCCUGCUUUUCAAAAGGCAAGCUUAAACAGGUAUGUGCUGAGUUUGAUGAAUCCUCAUCGAACACCAAAAAUUCUAUUGAUUUUUUCUGUGUGUGUUUCGAAUGAGAUUGACAUGUGACCAAUCACCAUCUUUAUUUAUUUGCAUAUAUCUUAACCAGAUAUAUGCAAAGCACCAUUUUUUUUUUCUUUUUUUUUCAAGUUUAUCCAGUUCAUGAACUUGAUGAAGAAUGAAUUGCCAUGCUAGUGAUUAGUUUAAAGUUGAAGUAUAGAACUAUUAGUCAACUCAGCAAAGCCUUACUUCCUUACUCUUGUGAAGAAUGAUUUAUGUUGAGGCCAACAGUUUGAUUCUAGUUCCUAAAAUUGUGAAACUGAUAGGAUUAUAUUGUUUCACAAGUGUAAAACCGUAAAAUAUGUAUAU
Messenger RNA from Cornus florida, 1009 nucleotides. RefSeq lists its product as uncharacterized. NCBI's taxonomy places the organism in Eukaryota, Viridiplantae, Streptophyta, Magnoliopsida, Cornales, Cornaceae. The record is from RefSeq and is a predicted model, not a curated record. The transcript is spliced from 2 exons. Gene Ontology annotation, molecular function: acyltransferase activity, transferring groups other than amino-acyl groups. The coding region runs from base 79 to 552 and encodes 157 amino acids.